AUGCUUUUCAAUCAGGCUUUGAAAGAUACAAUUGAUACUGACGUUACCGAUAUGGAGGGUACUGAUACAGAUACCGAUGCCACUGAUUUUGAUGCUACCGAAAAUUUAGCGAUUACCAGAGGGAAUAGCUUGGAGGCUACAAUGGCAGAAGCAAAACAGAAGAAGACAGCCGGACGUGGGGAUACUACAAAUGAUCGCGCUACAGCGGCGACAGCUCCCACCCGGAAGAAGACAACCGGACGUGGAGAUGCUGCAAAUGAUCGUGCUACAGCGGCGACAGCUCCCACCCGGAAGAAUACAGCCGGACGUGGGGAUACUACAAAUGAUCGCGCUACAACAGCGACAGCUCCCACCCGGAAGAAUACAGCCGGACGUGGGGAUACUACAAAUGAUCGCGCUACAACAGCGACAGCUCCCACCCGGAAGAAGACAGCCGGACGUGGGGAUACUACAAAUGAUCGCGCUACAACAGCGACAGCUCCCACCCGGAAGAAGACAACCGGACGUGGAGAUGCUGCAAAUGAUCGUGCUACAGCGGCGACAGCUCCCACCCGGAAGAAGACAACCGGACGUGGAGAUGCUGCAAAUGAUCGUGUUACAGCGGCGACAGCUCCCACCCGGAAGAAGACAACCGGACGUGGAGAUGCUGCAAAUGAUCGCGCUACUACGGCGACAGCUCCCGUCCAGGAAAGGAAGGAGAACGCCAGAGAGACUAUCUUCCCUACAUCCAUGGACUUAUUCAACUCACUUCCAGAGACUAUGAACAUAUGGGAUACAGAUCCGGCAUUCCAAAAUGUGUAUCAUGCUGUCCAUAAACUAGCUGACUUUCUUUGCGCUUUCGUCAUAUUUUUAAUCCAGCUCUUAGCCGAACGCAGAGCAUCUAUUUAA
This is a messenger RNA of Penicillium nucicola, 888 nucleotides long. RefSeq lists its product as uncharacterized. Lineage: Eukaryota; Fungi; Ascomycota; Eurotiomycetes; Eurotiales; Aspergillaceae. The transcript has a single exon. The coding region runs from base 1 to 888 and encodes 295 amino acids. The record is from RefSeq and is a predicted model, not a curated record.